AUGAGGACACCUGCAAAAACUUUUUGGAGCUCUAAUGUUUACGAGUUUAUUGUUCUGUACCAUGACUCGGUUCGCUCGCUCGAUGAAUCAGAAUACGAAUACCCUAUCGACGGCUCCUUGCACAGUAAAACGCUCAGAAGUCUAUAUGAUGUCACAGUUUCCGUAAUCAAUUUAAGGGUAGUGUCGUUUCCGCCUCAGCCUGCGGUUCAGCAAAUGAACGAAUAUGAACUCUGUCCUCGACCGAAUCCACGCGGCCCGACGGCAUCUCCCCGACUUAGUAUUCCGAUUGAGAAUAAUUUAGGGAAUCGUCAAAGGCAGGAAGCGUCUCUCGGAAGCGCACCUGGUCGCGUAGACUCAUCGCCAUGCGUGUCACGAGCCGUCCGACUAAUGUCCCUCGUAUCUAUUAUCUACCUCCGCCGGGCCACAGUGUGUAAAACUGAGAUCUCGCCCGAACGCCUUCCCUAUGGGGCGCGCUGCGUUUUACCGACAGGCGAUGCUACACUGCGGGUGCGGCGCGAGUCGAGUCGACUGCCGAUGUGCGAAUCGUUAGCCGUUCGGUGUCGUUUCGCCACUGCUCCUAGAGUGUAG
Leptosia nina is the source of this 588-nucleotide messenger RNA. The record is from the annotation of a GenBank genome assembly. NCBI's taxonomy places the organism in Eukaryota, Metazoa, Arthropoda, Insecta, Lepidoptera, Pieridae.